CUCAGCUUUAUUUUGGAUUUUUGUCAGAUGGGGGGGCGGUCUAAUGUUCGGAACGAGCUUCUUUGUCGGUUUGUUUUUCCUGAGAGGCCUGGUGCUUUGAUGAAAUUUUUGGAUGCUUUGAGUCCACGUUGGAAUAUUAGUUUGUUCCACUACCGCGGACAGGGUGAAACAGGUGCAAAUGUAUUGGUUGGAAUUCAAGUUGCGCAGUCCGAAAUGGAGGAGUUCCGAGAUCGUGCCAACGGUCUUGGUUACGAUUACAUGGUGGAGAACACUAAUGAGGCAUUUCAACUCUUAAUCCACUGAUUAGGCUUGGUGAUAUUAUGUUGAAAUCAGAUUGGACAAUCAAUGUCCCGUGAAGACUAAUCAUGAAGUACGCCUGUUUUCCACAUCCCGUGGAGAAAAAUAAGAGUAGUUUUUGUAUUUCACUAUUUAUUCUCUCUAUUUCUGUAUGAUUAGGUUUUUUUUUACUUUUUUUUUUUCAUUAGUUGUUAAUAAAGGAAAUUGUAUAAGUGUUUCAUCCUAAUGUUUUCCUACUUGUUGAUUGUCUCUCUACGUACAUUGUUUUAUUUGGCGUUGUGUUUGCAAUUCAUUGUAAAAA
This is a messenger RNA of Camellia sinensis, 598 nucleotides long. Lineage: Eukaryota; Viridiplantae; Streptophyta; Magnoliopsida; Ericales; Theaceae. The record is from RefSeq and is a predicted model, not a curated record.